AGUCCGGUCACGUGAUUUACCAGAAAACGAAUCUAAAAGGGCAUGAUCACCCUUAAUUCGGGUUUUCUACCGCUUGUUAAUUCGGAGUUGGAGGGAGCCUUUUAGCAAUAUGUAAACAGCCUCGAUAUUUUCCUUAGAAGCAAAACAUUUUUGACAAAAAUUCGAAUUUGGUUGUUCUCAGAUUCAACACAAUGUAUGCGUUUUCCUGGUUUAUUUUGGUCGUGCCAAUUCACAGUGUUGCUUCUGUGAUUCAUACACUGAAUUAUUUCCACACUGCAUCCUCUCAAGUUCCAAACUUCCCAGAGUUUGUGAGUGUCGGUUAUGUUGAUGGAGUUCAGAUUGUUCGUUAUGACAGCAACAGCAAGAAAACUGAAGCCAAACAGGACUGGAUGAACAAAAUCACAGCAGAGGAUCCAAAAUACUGGGAGAGCGAAACACACAUCAAUUUUGGUGACGGAUAUGUUUACAAACAGGACAUUGAAAUUCUUAAGAAGCGUUUCAACCAAACUGAAGGUGUUCACAUUCUCCAGAAGAUGACUGGAUGUGAAUGGAAUGAUGAGACUGAUGAAGUUAAAGGCUGGUAUCAGUUAGGUUAUGAUGGAGAAGAUUUCAUAUCAUUGGACAUGAAGACAUGGACGUGGACCGCAUCAAGACAACAAGCUUUCCCCUCUAAACUCAAGUGGGACCAGGACAAACAUCUACUAGAGGACAUGAAGCAUUACUACACACAGCUAUGUCCUAAGUACUUGAAGAAGUAUGUGAACUAUGGGAAGGAGGUCCUAAUGAGAACAGAGCUUCCAAAGGUGUUCCUCUUCCAGAAGACGCCGUCCUCUCCGGUCAGCUGCAUGGCGACAGGUUUCUACCCCGACGCUGCCGAUCUGUUUUGGAGGAAAGACGGCGAGCAGAUCUUUGAGGACGUGGAGCACGGAGAGAUACUCCCCAACCACGACGGAACCUUCCAGUUGUCGGUGCACUUGAAAGUGGAGGUGACGGCCGACGUGGAGGGCAAGUACGAAUGUGUGUUUCAGCUGUCUGGCGUCAAGGAGGACUUGGUCACCAAGCUGGAGAGAAGAAGCAUCCUGAGCAACGCAAGCCAUGGAGCGAACUUGAGCGUCACCUUCGCUGCCACAGCGGCGGUCCUCGCUGUGGUGGCCGUCCUGGCGGCCAUCAUCACCGUCAUGGUCAGGCGUCACAGAAACAGACAAGCCAAGUACGAUCCAACUGCCAAGACCGCUGAGUAGGGAUUUCUCAACGCUGAGUGAGAUGCACACAGAUGCUUUGUGCGCUGGAAGACUGAGAGAUGUCUCCAUCGCUGAGGGACGUCAACACACUUUGAGAACCUUUUUUUUUUUUUUUUUUUUUUUUUUUUUCCCAAGAUGGCGCUGCUGUAGUGGCUGCUGUAGGCAGGAGCUCUGUGUUCUUGUAUCAUCCUUUUGUGUUUCCCUCUUGUUUUCAUGUGUUAUUAUAUUUUUUUGCCUUUUGGUCCGGGACCCUUUGGGACUGUGUGACAAAGGGUGUCACUUUCGUGACCUCUGUGGUGCUUUUUUUGUGGACUUCUGGAUCUGCCUCCCGGGAGCCUUUUGGCCAUGGAGACCAGCUGCUGAGUCUCUGCCACACCGGAGUCGCUUUGGAGGGACUGGAGGAGAUGCGGAUGAGGGGACAGGGCUGCGGAGCGAGCACUGAGCGCUGGGACGGAGAGGCUUCGCGGUGUCUUGGCUGGGUGAGCAGGUGUCGGACACCUCAGUCUCCUUGGACGUAUCAUCGCUCAUCCAUGCGGACUGGACACUGGCCGGGAGUGGAGUCGGCUGUCCUGGUUGCCUUGUUGGGUCUGCUCCUGUCUCUGGCCAUCCUCCCUCCACCCCAGCGGACGAUGGCGUGGAACACCGCAGAGGCCACCACAGUGGAUAUGUUUCUUUUACUUUUUAUUCAUAGCUGUAUGUAGAAGUGUCUGGUUGUAUCUGCUGCUUUAAUGUCUUUAAUGUUCUAUGUGUUCUUUGAUGUUUGAUGUUUCCCUCUUACACACAUGUAAGAGGGGUGUGUACUAUGGCUAUGAGUUGUUGUUUUUUUCCCUUGGCCUCAGUCUGCACCCCCUCUCCAGGGCCCAGGCUAAGACCGAUUUUUUUAUUUUAUUUUAAUCUUCUAUUUCCCCCCCCCUCCCCCUUGUUUACCUGUAUCUCAUCUUUUUUUGUAAGGGGCGCUGGAAGCCGGCAGACUCGUCAGCGAUCCUGUUCUGUCUCCCUUUAAUGUUUGUCUGAUCUUGAAUGGGAUUGUGCUGAAAAUUGUAAUUUUCCUGAAGGAACUCUCCUGACGGAAUAAAUAAAGUACUAUCUAAUCUAAUCUAA
Molecule: messenger RNA, 2342 nt
Organism: Nerophis ophidion (straightnose pipefish)
Lineage: Eukaryota; Metazoa; Chordata; Actinopteri; Syngnathiformes; Syngnathidae
Product: class I histocompatibility antigen, F10 alpha chain-like
Exons: 8
Coding region: 192-1241 (349 amino acids)
Biological process (GO): immune response
Cellular component (GO): external side of plasma membrane
Source: RefSeq, a predicted model, not a curated record